AUGCUAAAAGUUCAUUAUCAUAUUUCGGAAAUUUAUUGUUCUAGACAUCAAUUUGAAUAUUUGUAUUUUGAAAGUCAUUUGUUACCUAUGAAGGUCCCUCCACGUCCAUGGCUAGACAGAGGCAAAUGUGGCCCAAAUUAUUUUUUCAAAUCAAAAUUAAUUCGAGAUAUGGACGAAUAUCCACAUUUAAAUUUAAAUGCUGAAUUAUUGGAUAAACGUAUUGAAAAUAAAAUACAAGCUAGACCUGUUUUUGAUGCUUUGAAUGAUUUGGGUUCUACACCGUGGAAAAUUAAUGAAGUAAGAAAAAAUUUUUUAAACUUUUUUAAAGGUUUAGUUCACUUAAACAAUAUCCCUGGAUUUUUUUAUUUAUUUGGGGAGUUUUUAAAGAAACGCCCAUUUAUUUUCGUUAGCGCACCAAACGAGAAAUACCAAACUUCAAGAACCGCCGAAAUAUCAACCCUACCCAAAAAAUUCCGGUAUUUCUGCGGCGAAAUUCUCGGACAUAUGAUGAAAGCAUUAGAAAUGUCUUAUAAUUCAAAAAAUGCUUCAUUUCUCAAAAAAUUGGCAAUUCCUAGACAUCCAAAAACUUGUUGGAUUCCUUUGGAUUAUGAUAGAUUUAAAAAGCAAUAUUUAAAAAAGAAUAAAGAAGUUGAAGGAAAAAGUGAAGAAGAAUUGGAUGAAUUUAUUAGAAAAGAAUUUAAUCAUAAAAGGGCAUUAAUGACCAAAAUAAAAAAUGAGCAAAAUUCUCUUUGGUGUUGGCUAAUUUAUCGUUUAAUUUUGGCAAAACAUUAUACUAAUCAAGAUAUUUAUUUUCCUCAUAAUUUGGAUUUUCGUGGUCGUUGUUAUCCAAUUUCACCACAAAUUAAUCAUAUGGGGGAUGAUUUAAAUAGAGGACUUUUAAAAUUUGCAAAAGGAAAACCUUUGGGUGUUGAUGGUUUUCGUUGGUUAAAAUUACACUGCGUAAAUAUUACUGGAAAAUUAAAAAGAAAACCACUUUCUGAAAGACUAGAAUAUGCCGAAAAACAUUUUGACGAAAUGAUUAAAUCUGCUGAAAAACCUUUUGAAGGAGGAAAUUGGUGGUGGGAAGAUACUGAAGAACCUUGGCAAACACUUGCUGCUUGUAUAGAAAUUAGAGAUGCAAUAAAAAGUGGUGAUCCGCACAAGUUUUGUAGUCAUUUACCUAUACAUCAAGAUGGUUCUUGUAAUGGUUUACAACAUUAUGCAGCACUUGGACGUGAUCUUAAAGGGGCGGUUGGAGUUAAUCUUGUACCUUCCGAAGUUCCACAAGAUAUUUAUACAACUGUAUUGGAACGGGUUGAAAAAUUUCGAAAAGAAGAUGAGGAAGACGUAACGAGUAAAUAUCAUGAAAUUUCAAAAGAAAUGAGAGAAUUUAUAAGUGGGCCAAUUGAAAGAAAAAUAAUUAAACAAACGGUAAUGACUGUAGCUUAUGGUGUAACUCAUUAUGGUGCAAGAGAACAAAUUAGACGACAAUUAAUUACUAUUGAUAUUCCAGACAGAAAUAAGGAGGCCUCUCGUUUUGCAACAUAUUUGACAAAGCGAACAUUUGAUGGACUAACAGACGCUUUUGAAAAUUCAAAGAAUUUAAUGAUUUGGUUUAAAUCUUGUGCUGGUCAAGUCCUAAAAUUAAGACAACCUUUAGAAUGGGUUACACCUCUUGGUUUACCUGUUGUUCAACCAUAUGUUACUGUUGAACAAGUAGAUGAUGCUCUAGCUUUUUUGCCGAUUCGACAUAAACAAAUGAAUGCUUUCCCUCCAAAUUUUGUUCAUUCACUCGAUUCAACUCAUAUGAUGCUUACUUCCCUUUAUUGCCGAAAACUUGGAAUAACAUUUGCUGCUAUACACGAUUGUUAUUGGACACAUGCUUGUGAUGUUGAUGAAAUGAAUAAGAUUUGUCGAGAACAAUUUAUUGCCCUACACAAACAGCCAAUAAUUCAAAAAUUAUCUCAAUCAUUCAAUUCAACAUAUUUAACGGAUUCUAUCCGUGAAAAAAUGCCGGAAAAGCUUGUAUCAGAUAUAAGCAAUGUUUUUGAUUCAUCAUCAUUAAAAUUAGGAGAAUUAGAUAUUAAUGAAGUACUAAAGUCAACGUACUUCUUUUGUUAA
Meloidogyne enterolobii is the source of this 2121-nucleotide messenger RNA. The record is from the annotation of a GenBank genome assembly. Lineage: Eukaryota; Metazoa; Nematoda; Chromadorea; Rhabditida; Meloidogynidae.